UAAGACCAUGCUGUGGUCGGGAAUAUAGACACUGUAUUUACUGCAGAAACAGGCUCCUGUGUUGUUUUGUGCUGUCGGAUAACGAUGGGGACCGAAAGCCGAUCUCGGCCGGGUGACUAUCGUUGGUUUGUUUUUCAUUUUUCCUUACUGCUGGUUUUCGGAAGGCAGACAUCAGCUGAAUUAAGGUACUCUAUUCCAGAGGAGAUGAAAGAAGGGACUGUUGUUGGAAAUGUUGCCAAGGAUCUUGGUCUGGAGAAAAGCUCUUUAACUGACCGACGAUUUCGAGUUGUUUCUGGAUCUAAGGACGCUCUUUUCGAGGUAAACCCGCACAAUGGAGCCUUACAGGUCGGUAAAAAGAUCGACAGGGAGGAGCUAUGUCACGGUAGCGGUGUCUGUCUGAUGGAGCUGAAAAUCCUUGUUGAAAACCCUUUGGAGAUGCAUCAUAUCGUUGUAGAAAUUACUGAUGUAAAUGAUCACUCUCCUAGUUUUCCUGAAAAGGCACAGCUAUUUGAAAUAGCAGAGCAUACAUCUCCGGGAACGCGAUUCCAACUGCACGCGGCCCGUGAUCCCGAUGCUGGAAUAAACUCUAUUCGUACAUACACUUUAACAUCAAAUGAUCACUUUGAAAUAGAUAUUAGUCAAAGCGAUGAGGACAAGACGCCUUUUUUAGUGCUGAAGAAAUCGUUAGACAGAGAGAAACAGAAUAAACAUUUGCUGUUUGUUACAGCAGUUGAUGGAGGCAAACCUCAAAGAUCAGGGACACUGAAUGUUUCUAUCAUUGUUCUUGAUAGUAAUGAUAACCGCCCAAUGUUUAGUCAGGAGACUUACCAAAUAGAAAUAUAUGAAAACGUCCCAGUUGGUACUACGGUUACAAAAGUGAAUGCAGUAGAUCCAGAUGAAGGUAAUAAUGGAGAAAUUGAGUACAAUUUUAGCAAAACCUUAGCACGUAAAGUUUACGACAUAUUUGAAUUGGAUAGUUCAGAUGGUCAGAUCAAAUUGAAAGGAGACGUGGAUUAUGAGGAAUCCGAUAUUUACAAGAUAGACGUUGAAGCAUCUGACAAAGGGGUACCUCCGUUAACAGGGAGGUGUAGAGUUGUUAUAAAGAUUAAAGACGUCAAUGAUAAUCCACCAGAAAUAGAAAUCACAUCACUGUCAAAUACAGUGUCUGAAGAUUCAAAGCCUGGCACAGUUAUUUCUCUUAUCAGUGUGACAGAUAAAGACUCCGGUGUUAAUGGAAAAAUAAUAUCAAGCAUAACCUCAGAUGUUCCCUUUGAACUAAAGCCCUCCUAUAAGGAGAACAUAUAUUCAGUUGUUACGAAGGGAUUUUUGGAUCGAGAGGAGGUGUCACAUUAUGAAAUUACAAUAAAGGCUACAGAUUGUGGUGAACCUCCCUUAUCUACUGUUAAAACCCUGAACAUUCAGAUAUCAGAUGUAAAUGACAACAGGCCACAAUUCUCUCAAAAUCCAUUACAGUUUUACCUGGUAGAAAAUAACGUUGCUGGAGCCUCAAUAUUCUCUGUCAGCGCAACGGACGAAGAUGUGAAUGAAAAUGCAGCUACUUCAUAUCAUAUUGUGAGAGGAGGCACUGAACAUGAUGUAACAUCAUUCCUAAAUAUAAACCCAGAUAAUGGACACAUUUCAGCACUAAAAAGUUUUGACUUUGAAACAGUGAAAACUUUCCAGUUCCAAAUUGUUGCCACAGAUUCAGGAACUCCGUCACUAAGCAACAACGUGACAGUGAACGUGUUCAUUCUGGAUCAGAACGACAACGCUCCAGUCAUCCUGUAUCCAGUCAGCUCCAACGGUUCUGCUGAAGGUGUGGAGGAGAUUCCCCGCAAUGUCAACGCAGGACACUUGGUGACUAAAGUCAGAGCCUAUGACGCUGAUAUAGGAUAUAACGGCUGGUUACUCUUUUCACUGCAGGAAGUCACUGACCACAGUCUCUUUGCUUUGGACCGCUAUACAGGACAGAUCAGAACACUUCGCUCAUUCACAGAGACAGACGAGGCUGAGCAUAAACUGCUCAUACUGGUCAAAGACAAUGGCAACGUUUCACUCUCAGCAACAGCUACUGUCAUUGUCAAACUUGUGGAGCCCAGAGAGGCUUUUGCAGCUUCUGAUGUUAAAAGUGCAACUAAAGUUGACGAGGAGGACAAUGUGACAUUUUACCUCAUGAUAACUUUGGGCUCAGUUUCUCUACUUUUUAUCAUCAGUAUCAUCGUGCUGAUUGCAAUGCAGUGCUCCAAAUCCACAGACUAUACUUCCAAAUAUCUACAAGAGGCUAAUUAUGAUGGGACACUGUGUCACAGCAUCCAGUACAGAUCUGGAGACAAACGCUACAUGUUAGUUGGACCCAGAAUGAGUAUAGGAUCUACUAUAGUCCCUGGCAGCCAUGCCAACACACUAGUGCUCCCUGACAGGAGGAGGGGAUCUGGAGAGGCCACAAACGGACUCAGUCCCUCCCAUAAGAAAGCUUUUGUUUGGUACAUCACAGCAGAGGAUACAUCUCAUUCACGGCUGCGAGUUGGAUGA
Molecule: messenger RNA, 2532 nt
Organism: Epinephelus moara (kelp grouper)
Lineage: Eukaryota; Metazoa; Chordata; Actinopteri; Perciformes; Serranidae
Product: protocadherin alpha-8-like
Exons: 2
Coding region: 85-2532 (815 amino acids)
Biological process (GO): homophilic cell-cell adhesion
Cellular component (GO): plasma membrane
Molecular function (GO): calcium ion binding
Source: RefSeq, a predicted model, not a curated record